AUGGCAAAACCGGUUCGCUGGACUGAGGAAGAAAAACGGCAAAUGGUCAUUGCUAGAAGCCAAAAUCAGCAUCUGUCCUGGGAAGAAUUUCAAAAGAACCUGUGGCCGUCUCGCACAGUGGGAGCUUUGACAUAUAUGUACAGUGAAGUAAAGAGAAUGGAUCGAUUGAGGACGAGGAUUCAGGUACCAGAGGAGAAUUCUUUCUUGCCAUCAAGGCAGAUACCAGAACACCCUGCUCUAGAACACCCUCCUCCAGAACACCCUCCUCCAAUACAUCAUCCACCAGAACAUCAUCCACCAGAACAUCAUCCACCAGAACAUCAUCCACCAGAACAUCAUCCACCAGAACAUCAUCCACCAGAACAUCAUCCACCAGAACAUCAUCCACCAGAACAUCAUCCACCAGAACAUCAUCCACCAGAACAUCAUCCACCAGAACAUCAUCCACCAGAACAUCAUCCACCAGAACAUCAUCCACCAGAACAUCAUCCACCGCCAGAACAAUACCUCGCACACGCCCCAAAGCGAACAGCAGAUGCCCUAAAGGAAGGCGAGGCUGUUUGUGAAACCGAAAAUUCUCUCGCACAACCCUCUCAUGCCGCGAAACGCCCAUGUACCGAAGAUUCAAAUGGGAGGAUACAGCAACAGACAGUUACCUCUCCCAAUGGUAGACAUUCAAAGUCUACUGAUCCUCAGUCGCCAGAAGCUUCUCUCCCAAGACAAAACAGUGUCCAGAAAGAUUCGCAGAAUGUGACACUCGACCAUGCGCGACAGAUCUAUCCUUCCCAAAGCGAGCUUACACAGGUAGCUCAGGUUGAAGAAGAAGAAGAAGCUGCCAAUGGGCUGCCACUCCCUUGUUCGGUCGGAGAGGCCGCGCCCAAUGAAACACUGGCCAGUGGCUUGACCCCAGCUCGACAAGCAGAGCAACGCACCUGUCAGUUUCACCUCGUUGACUCGCUGGUUGUAAAUGGGGUUGAAAAUGACAUGGCCGACUUAGCGAUGCGAUUUUGUGAUGACAUUAGCGUCGUUAGAAAACGUCGCCAAAUGGUUCAAUUUCAGGAAUCGGCUUUGAGCGAAACAUUAUCUCAAAUGACUGAAGCAUUCUCUAACACGCAGUCAAUUCUCCUGGAUUUGAAAGAACAGGUUAAACAAAGAGAGAGGGAGGCCAAAAAAGCCGAAAAUGCGCUAGAGCUGUUACAAAAGCGAAUGGAAAACCAGCAAAAUAAAGUGAUUUCCGAGAAAAUGGCAGAGAUUGAUCGUUUACGAGAGGAGACUUCAAAACGAAACAAGGACUUGGAGAGUAUCACAGACAGAAACGAGAAGCUGGAAAGAGAAAAUACAUCUCUAAAAGAAAAGAUGAAAGGUAUCUGUGCUCUCUCCCAAUUAGGUCAAUUCUGA
Messenger RNA from Talaromyces rugulosus, 1398 nucleotides. RefSeq lists its product as uncharacterized. The coding region runs from base 1 to 1398 and encodes 465 amino acids. The transcript is spliced from 4 exons. Lineage: Eukaryota; Fungi; Ascomycota; Eurotiomycetes; Eurotiales; Trichocomaceae. The record is from RefSeq and is a predicted model, not a curated record.